Messenger RNA from Phragmites australis (common reed), 309 nucleotides. RefSeq names its product glutathione S-transferase 1-like. The record is from RefSeq and is a predicted model, not a curated record. The transcript has a single exon. Bases 1 to 309 code for a protein of 102 amino acids. Gene Ontology annotation, cellular component: cytoplasm. Gene Ontology annotation, molecular function: glutathione transferase activity; glutathione binding. Lineage: Eukaryota; Viridiplantae; Streptophyta; Magnoliopsida; Poales; Poaceae.
AUGGAGAAUGGCGACAAUGGCGUAGUCGACGAGAACCUCGACGACCUGAGGGCGCUGCUCGAGGUGUACGAGGCGAGGCUAUCGGGCUCGGGCGGCCGCGCGCACCUGGCCGGGGACGCCGUCAGCCUCGCGGACCUCAGCCCCUUCGGCUUCAUGCGCUACUUCAUGGCCACGGAGAAUGCCGGCGUGGUGGACGCGUACCCCCGCGUCAAGGCGUGGUGGAACGCGCUGCUGGCCAGGCCGUCUGUGCAGAAGGUGAUGGCCGGCACGCCGCCUGAUUUCGGCUUGGGGAGUGGCAACAGACCGUAG